CCCGCCGGACAGGAGUAUCAGGUCGUCAUUCCGUCGCGCCAAGAUCCUGGGUAGGAACACCGCCUCAGUAACAGGCCCCGGGCCCACAGAUCCCCUGCCACCUCCUUCACAGAUCUACUGCAGCGACUGUCACAGGGAACUAGACCAGGGUAGAAGACGCAGCAGUAGGAGAGAGUGACGGGUCCUUCAGGAGGGAGAAAGGAAGAGUUAUCUGUUCCUGUACCAGAGACCAAAACUCUGAGGAAGAGGACACUGUCAGCUGGGAAGGAGGCGACACUGUCAGCAAGAGAGACGUCAACGAGACGAGGAAACUAUCCUUGGAGAUAAGUGUUAACCAUAACGUGAAGAGCGUUAUAGGACUGACCCCUGGUCCUGCCAGUCAAGGUGCAACAGGCUUCAAAAGUGCUUCUAGCAACAAAGGAGCGACACGACCGAGCAGUGGUCUUAACAAAGGUGCGACAGGACCGAAUAGUGGUCUUAUCAAAGGUGCGACACGACCGAAUAGUGGUCUUAUCAACAUAGGUGCGACAGCACUGGGAGGGGAGCACAUCAGGAGGGUUACAAAAGUAGCAACCAGCAUCUUGACUCUCCAAGACACCUCAAACUCUCCGUCUGCGUCCGUCACCAAGCACACGACUGACGACGACAGCCAUAAUACUAAGCUUACCAGAACCGAGCGAGGCGGUGCCGUACGGAGCAUCAUCAGCUGGUCGAGAGACAUAGGCAACGGAGAGAGGAGUAGAGGUGAAGUAGGAGAGGCGAGUGAGAGGUCACGAGUGAGGAGCGAGCCUGUGAGAGUGGGAGCGCCGGACGCUGAGGAGAGACGGGUGUUGGAGGAGCUGAUGCAAGGUCUCUCUAUCUCCGCUAGCCCGGGCUCAGGUGAGGCUCCUACCUACCCUCUGCUGAGUCUCUCACGCCCUAGAGUAAGGCACACACUCCCCCACCCCUAAAACAUGCACUCAAGUAAGGCCUGAAUGGACUCUACUGAAGCACGCACUACCUUCAAGUGACUGACGCACGUUUGUUGAAGUGAACUGAGACGCAUUCAUUUAUGUGGAGACUUACUAACGUGAGAUACAGUACAGCUCACUGACACACACUUAUAACAAGAUCAAUCUUGGUGAGCCAGAUUCCCUAACACGAGGGACACAUUUCUUAAGUGAACAAGAUUCCUUAAAGUGUAAUGAAGCCGACACAGAGUCCCUGAUGGAAUACGAGCAGCUGGCAGUGUCAGGAGGUGAGGACAAGGUCGAGGCCAGGAUGAGUGGGAACAACGCCAAGAAGAUCACCAUGUCGGGCGUCACCAUCACCGCCGCCCAGCCCAUGCCUAAGAUUGAGCUCAGCUCCUCUACCCGAUCCCUCAACCGCUGCAUCCAACACCUGGUACAAGAGGACACCGAGAACCGCCCGGAACACAGGCCGCCUACGCCCGCACGCCCCUCGUUGCCAACACUCCUUCCGGGGCGGCUUUUAGAUGUGUCUUUCAACGCCUCCGUCGUCAGCACCAAGAGCGAGGGACGCCAUGCUGCUCCAUCGCGGAAAGUCACCUUUACGGCCUUCCCUCGGUCAUCGUCAGAGCCCAGGUCGCUCACGGUGUCCCCCAGGCCAGAUGACGAUGACGACGAAAUAGAAGAAGAGUCUUCCACAGACCUUCUGGACUCAUCCACACGCUCUGAGGGCUGGGACCAUCUGAGGGGCACCAGGGGCCGAGGCCCCACCUUCACCUCCACAGAGGGUCAUGUGGUGCCUCUACCGCCCAUCAACCGCCCCAGAUAUAUUGAUGCCUCCCGUGGGCGUGGCUGUGUUCGUGGGCGUAGUGGCAUCACUGGAUGCGAGGAGAAUGUCCUUAACGUGGCCAAGAAGACACUAGAGCAGCUGGAGACCGUGCUGGCGCCCAAAGAGACGGCGGCACUCCCUCGCACCAUCCCCCGGAACCGCACCAGCCACCAGAUACACUUAGAGACCUAGCACAACACCCGCCCCCGCCCUCCGCCCCACCUAGCGCCUGCACCCACACGUCGCCCGACACGACCCCACAAGUGGACGCGGAAGAUCACCCACCAUCAUCUUUUCCUGGACGAGUGACACACACCGUUACUCGCCAGCUGAUGGGACCAGGUGGUAAUAACCCGGAGAGUGGCAAAGGACCUCUUACACUAUAUGUCUCGUAUAUACAGCAAACAGAAAACUUUGAGUGAAUUCCGAUGUGCCUCAGUUGACAAGCUGUUAGAGACACAAUACACAGUGUACCCGAGGAACAUUACCGACGGUCCUUACACGUGCUGCCUACCGCUAGCUCUAGACUACCAUAUAUACCGUACAUACAGUAGUUACAGUUUACUGGUAUGAUAACUAUAUGAACAUUUAAUCCAUUUUGAAACCGUAAUACAUAUAUAAGGACGCGUAUACAUCAUAUAAGUGAAAGAUACCAUUAAGUUAUUGUAAUCACUCCAUAUGAUGCUGAUGUAAUGUUCAUAUUUAUUAUCCUGGUUAGAUUAGGUUAUGUAUUUACUGUACCAGAUGUGUGUUGGUGUCUUAAAUGUCGUCACGUCACAAUAAUAUUUCCUGCCAAGAUGAUGGAACAGUGAAAUAAGUCCCUAUGUGUCUGGGCAACUCUGUGUUAGAUCUCUUAUAAAAAUCCUUGUGUUUUUUUGUGGUAUGGGCAAGGUACUUGGACUCGGAGGGUGACGGAAAAAUCAGAAAGAAAAUGGAAGAAACUUAGACGAAUGUGUAAAAGGAAUUAAGAGUCCUGACGGAAACAUAAGGACUCCUUAGGACCCCCAGGGGAGUUCUGUGUCCAUCUGAUUUGAACUGACUCGAGGAGGAAUUCUGAAGGAACUUAAACAUAGACUUGAGAAAAUAUGAAGGAAUCUAACAAAACCUAGAGACCCGGAAGGAAGCUUGAUGUACAGUCCCUCCCUACACUUAUCACCCCCCCCCCCCUCAAGAUAAGCUUAAC
Molecule: messenger RNA, 2959 nt
Organism: Homarus americanus (American lobster)
Lineage: Eukaryota; Metazoa; Arthropoda; Malacostraca; Decapoda; Nephropidae
Exons: 3
Coding region: 1207-1968 (253 amino acids)
Source: RefSeq, a predicted model, not a curated record